Messenger RNA from Trichoderma virens Gv29-8, 1086 nucleotides. RefSeq lists its product as uncharacterized. The coding region runs from base 1 to 1086 and encodes 361 amino acids. The transcript is spliced from 4 exons. Gene Ontology annotation, molecular function: zinc ion binding; oxidoreductase activity. The record is from RefSeq and is a predicted model, not a curated record. NCBI's taxonomy places the organism in Eukaryota, Fungi, Ascomycota, Sordariomycetes, Hypocreales, Hypocreaceae.
AUGGUCAACAUUCCCAAGACCCAGACGGCUGCUACCGUCCCAAAGCUCGGCGGCGGAGUUGUGUUUGUGCACGACUAUCCGGUGCCUCAGCCGGGUCACAAUGAAGUUCUAGCAAAAGUUCUCUACUCAGGCGUCUGUCAGAGCGAUCUCCACACUCAAGCUGGCAUAGCAGCAUCAGCUAACGGAACGCCAAUUCGCAAUGUCAAACUACCUCAUGUGGGAGGACAUGAAGGUAUUGGCCGUAUCAUUGCUUUGGGUCCUGGGGUAGAUGAGGACAUCAAGGUUGGCACAUAUGUUGGUAUUAGAUUCGCAAGUCGAAUUUGCCGGCGAUGCAAUUUUUGUUUGGCUGGAAAAGAGCAACAUUGUAUCAAGAGCACAAACCACUUGCAUCAUGAAGACGGAAGCUUUCAGGAGUAUAUAGCCCUGGAUGCCGGCUAUCUUACCCUGCUGCCUGAUGAUAUCGACCCUGUUGUUACCGGACCAGUUCUCUGUGCUGGAUUAACCACUUACAAGGCGGUAAAGAAUUGCAAUGUCAAAGCAGGUGACUCUGUUGUAGUUGUUGGUGCUGGUGGUGGAUUGGGCCAUCUCGCAGUUCAAUAUGCCUUGGCACAAGGCGCCAUUGUGUACGGCGUAGAUGGCGGCGUCGAGAAAGGAGAGUUCCUCAAGUCAAUUGGUGUAACCGGUUACGUCGAUUUUACAACCACACCUAACCUCACUGAGAAAAUUCACGAAAUCACCCACGGAGGAGCAGAUGCAGUCAUAGUAACAGCGGCGAAUCCAAAAGCGUUUGCUCAGGCCGCCGAAAUGCUCGCUGUUGGCGGAACUCUCAGUUGUGUGGGUAUUCCAGCAGAGAGAGGGUUUCUUGAAACACCCAUCAGCACCAUUGUAAUCAAGGGUCUUCACAUAACUGGUAACCUAGUUGGAUCGCUCAAAGAAUGCUUGGAGGCUGUAGAUCUCGUACGAAGAGGCAUCGUGAAGCCCAAGGUUACGGUCCGUCCGUUUGAGGACUUGCCAAAGAUUUAUGAAGAGCUGGAGAGAGGUGAUGUUUUGGGCCGUAUCGUGUUGAAAAUUGCAAAGGACGAGUGA